AUGCCACACACCAACGUCGUCGUUGUUGGCGCCGGCGUCAUUGGACUAUCAACAGCUUUGGUGCUAUCCAAGCACGAGCACCUCGAGAUUACUGUCGUGAGCAAGCACAUGCCUGGUGACUACGACAUCGAGUAUGCAUCCCCCUGGGCCGGCGCAAACUUCAUGCCUGUCGGCAAGGAAGGCAGCAAGCUACGGGCAUUCGAGAGAGCAUCGUGGCCAGAGGUAGAUCGCUUGUGUCGAGAGGUCCCGGAAGCCGGCAUCCAAUACCAGGAAUGUAGAGUAUACGGCAGGAAGAAAGACAAAGGCACCGCUGUUGGCCUUUGGUUUCAGGAGCUGAUGAAGGAGGACCCAUGGUUCAAGGAUCUCAUGCCUGAGCUUCGCGUCUUGGACAAGUCAGAACUCCCCGCGUCCUGCGAUACCGGCACAUCUUUCAAGUCCGUCUGCAUAAACACCGCCAUCUACCUACCCUGGCUCCUCGGCCAAUGCAUCAAGAACAAUGUGAAGAUCAAGCGCGGCGUCCUCAACCAUAUUUCCGAAGCGCCUUCAUACCACAGUUCCGGCAGUGCCUCGAUAAUCAUUAAUUGCACUGGUCUCCUAAGCUCCAAGCUUGGCGGUGUCAUGGACACGACCGUGUACCCUGGCCGAGGACAGAUUGUGGUGGUGAGAAAUGAGCCAGGCGCUAUGUAUACCACGUCGGGCACCGACGAUGGCCCGGACGAGGCCAUGUAUAUUAUGCAGCGAGCAGUUGGCGGCGGUACGGUCAUAGGCGGCUGCUUACAGCACGGAAGCUGGGAGAGCCAACCUGAUCCGAACCUGGCACAAAGGAUCCUUCAACGAGCAGUUAAUAUGUGUCCAAGCCUCGCUCCCAAGACUGGAGAAGUGACAGAGUUGAGUGUUAUCAGGCAUGGUGUGGGGCUAAGGCCAAUGAGGGAGGACGGAAUCAGGGUGGAGAAGGAGAGAAUUGGAGAAGAGUGGGUUGUGCACAACUAUGGACAUGCGGGGUAUGGAUAUCAGAGUGCAUGGGGGAGUGCAUGGGAGGCAGAGAGGCUGGUGCUAGAAAUUUUGGAUAAGGACGGCGUGAGGGCGAAGUUAUGA
Messenger RNA from Ascochyta rabiei, 1095 nucleotides. RefSeq lists its product as uncharacterized. The record is from RefSeq and is a predicted model, not a curated record. Gene Ontology annotation, molecular function: D-amino-acid oxidase activity; FAD binding. Bases 1 to 1095 code for a protein of 364 amino acids. NCBI's taxonomy places the organism in Eukaryota, Fungi, Ascomycota, Dothideomycetes, Pleosporales, Didymellaceae. The transcript is spliced from 3 exons.